AACCUUUUAUUUCUAUUAGAAAAGGAUUACCAUCAGUCUUGCCUUCUCUCAAUUCUCUCUCCAUGUCCUCAAAUUCAAAUCUGCAUAUUUCAUCUCAGGAAGCUGAUCUCAUGUCUAGAUCUGUUAAGCGAAUCAAAGGGACGAAUCAUUCACCAAUUUCUGAAGAUUUUCAAAUGGUGGAAGAGCUGCAACCACCACUCUCGUACAGGGACUCAGUUAUCUGGCACAAACCAAUUGUGAUCAGUCAUGAUACACUGAUCAAUUUGGAAUUAUUGGAGGAGGAAUCUGAUACUGAAGAUGACGGAUCCAUCCCUACAAUCCUAAUCUCAAAAGAGGAAAAGAAACGCAUUCGCACGCCAUGGAUUAAUUCCAUUAUAAUUAAGGCUUUUGGUACCGAGUCAGCUGGUUACAAUUUCAUUUACCCCAGGAUUAAAGCGCAAUGGAAACCAAGGGGCCGAAUGGAUUGUAUCGACUUGGGCUAUGACUUUUUCCUCAUUAGAUUUCAAGAAAGAGAUGACCUCUUGCGGGUCAUCAAUGGAGGUCCCUGGUUCGUCGGACCUUAUUACUUAACUAUUUGCCAAUGGGAACCGGCCUUCAAUCCUGAGAAAGCAGCUUUUACUACUACUGCGAUUUGGGCUCGAUUACCUCGACUUCCUAUUGAAUAUUAUGAUGUAAAAAUUUUGGAACGAAUUGGGAAGCUUUUAGGAACUCCAUUACGUAUAGAUGCUCAUACGGCCUCCCAAUCCAGGGGGCAAUAUGCUAGAAUUUGCAUUCAAGUUGAUUUGGAUGAGCCAUUGGUUCCUUAUGUUAGAAUUGGUACUCACGUCCAAAAAGUCUUAUAUGAGGGCCCAGUUGCCCUUUGUUUUUCGUGUGGUUGCGUCGAGCACAAAGAGACUUCAGGCCCAUUAAAGGUUUCCCCUGUGUCUAAUACCAUGGAGGAGGAUCUCCCAUAACCUUCAUUAACGCCUAUGGUUGUUAUAGAUGAUGUGUCGACUGAUCAACAGUCCUUUGGUCCUUGGAUGCUUGUGGAAAGAAAGAGAAAUCGGAAGAAGAAUGGCAAUAAAGCUAAUUCUAACUC
Molecule: messenger RNA, 1078 nt
Organism: Rubroshorea leprosula
Lineage: Eukaryota; Viridiplantae; Streptophyta; Magnoliopsida; Malvales; Dipterocarpaceae
Source: the annotation of a GenBank genome assembly